Paramuricea clavata is the source of this 16933-nucleotide messenger RNA. The record is from the annotation of a GenBank genome assembly. NCBI's taxonomy places the organism in Eukaryota, Metazoa, Cnidaria, Anthozoa, Malacalcyonacea, Plexauridae.
UUUACUCCCAGCGCUCCUUACGUAUACAUUGUGGACUUUGGUUCAGUGUUUUGAAGAACUUCAAGUCUUGUCAAGAAAAUGGUCGACGUUCGUUCUUUGAGCGCUUUUGUCCUCCUCGCAUUUGCCUUCUUUCUGUCGUUUAGUGUGGUAAGUUUAUAUCAUUCGGUUAAAUUGUUACAUAAUAGAACGAUGUCAAAGUGCGCGUAAAUAAAUAUACAGCUCAUAUGCGAGUUGUGUAUGGAAUUUUGUUGUUUAAAACUGACUUCAAGCAUGCCUAAUUCACUGAUGAAUUCAAGAUGUGUAUUGGGUUGUCCGCAUUGUCGAACAGUCUCAUAGAUUGUUGAUUUAACCUACUAGGAUUACUAAAGCUCAAUUUAGCUCAUCUAUUGUCAAUCUACACAUUUUAAAAUGGCCAUUGAACUACUAUAAAAUGUAUAAGGCGUACAAGAGCGAAUUUGUUCGAACAAGCUUGUAGCUGCAGAGUAUUCAUAAAUCAUAUAAUAGCUUUGUCCGUAGCGCUUUGUCUUGUUCUGUGGCCAGCGAAUUGAAAAGAAAUUGCUUCAAUGAUCCUUAGACGAUUUCCGGAGCUUCGAAUUAUUGGAUUAUUCUAGAUUAUUCUAGCAAAGGAAUAAGGCUUGGCAAACAAAAAAAUGUAGAAUAUUUUGACAGCGUUUACAAGCGAUACAGGGCCUCUUAGCCAUAUCACACGUUUGGAAGCACUUGUGCAUGAUUCCAAUGUAAAAUGCGGUUCAUUUUAUCUGAUUUUAUUGAAGGAGUUGUGUACAUGGUUCAACGACGCGUAAGAUAUUGAAUUUAGGCACUUACUUACACACGUUGGCUUUCAAGUGUGUUAAUAAAGCCAUACACUACUUCAGGUUGCUGUACUCUUAUAAAAAUGGAAUAUUAAAAUAUUUUCAAGUUCAAAAAUAACAUUUUCGAAGCUGUUACGAACUGCAAAUCGCGGCAUUUUGAAGCAACAGAGCAUAACAUUUAAUUGUUGGGUUGUUAUGGUCAUGAUGUGGCAAUUAAUUAAUAGCAGCAGCAGUUCUUUGUUUGUUAACAGGGGGGAGAGGUGAAAAGCUCAAUUUUUUCCUCCUUGUUUGACUACAGCAAAAUAAUACUAUUCCCCAUUCAAAGAUUUAUUGAAAUUUUAUUAAACUUCAUUGAAAGUUGCACAGUGGAUUGGAAGUUACAUGUAGCUCAAAUAUGGUGAUUUGUUAAAUAAAUCCCAAUAAAAAUUUGUUAAUCCUAAUAAAAAUAUCUUGUAUGAAAUAUUCUGCAAUAUUUCGUGGAAUAUGCAACACACUGAUUGCAUUGCCAAGAGUUCUGGAAGGAGGGGCUCGUUGUUGCACCACCGAAAUUCAGGAAGUUUAACACGUAAAGUUGAAUUGCCAGUUGAAAGCAUGAUCGAGCUUGAAAAAUCACGAAAUUUUCAAACUGAUUCAAACAAUAAUUGAGACUGUAAUUAAAAGUGGUAAAAUUUUUCAGUGCUUUAUAAUAAAUUGAACCCAGAGACCCUCAAACUGAUUGUCUGUAGUUCAUUACUGCAGUAGUUUUAUGCCUCAGGAUUAAAAAAACUCUGUAAAUUGUGUGUCAAGUUGCCUGUCAUUUCUCCAGCCAAUCAAGGUAAUGACAGGGUAUAUUAUAGUUGCUGUAAUAUACAGACUUUUGGGUAUUCAAAAUAGAAUUUUGCCAUACAGAUGUACUGUAUAUAGUAAUUUGUAAAAAAUGCCACCGGCAUGUGACAUCUGACUCUUUACUGACUAGGUAAUAUGUUAAAAUACUAUUUGUUUAUGGAAUAGUUUUUGUAGUUUUUCAAAUGAAAACAUUACAUAUUUUAGACCUAUAGUUAUUAACUUAAUAGAGCUGGUGUGAAAAAUGGCAACUAUGACUAGCUAGCGAGCUGCAGUGCAAUUGCAAUGCACUGAGCUUACAGUCAGUCUUAGUUGCCAAGAGCUGACAACAACUUAAUGUCGAUGGUGAUCAAUGCCAUUUGGGCACAGAAUAGGAAGGUAUAGCAGAAGCGUAACUCAAGCAAGUAUUUGUCUGCGUUUUUACAAGCAAUUCAUCAUCAAUCACGCCAUCCUGGCUAGUACAACCGGCACUUUGUACCUACCAAAACCUGAUAAAAACUUCUGGUUGUACUAGCCAGGAUGGCGUGGCCUGGCGUGAGCGGGUUAAAAUUUUCGUGGAUGUAAAAAAACAAAGGAGUGAGACUUCUGCUAUACCUUCCUUUUCCGUGAUUUGGGGCCCUCCAUUAAUAGUACGUAUGCAUGGGAGGGGGGCACUAGGGGAUAUAAUUGAUGCAUACAGACAUUUGGUUACAAGAGGGGGAGGGAUUGAACCAUUUGUUCAUACAUAUGUUACAGUAUGCAAAUUUAUUUUUCAAACCUUGUAUACUUAAUAAAUAAUUAGUGUAUUAUAUUUAUUUUGAUAUUAUUAUGUAGAGUGCAGAAGGUUUUGGUAACUCAACCACAAAUAUAACCACAAAUAUAACAAAUGGUUCCGAGCCGGAAAUAUAUGAUAAAUGUAAGGAAGAGAGAUUUACCAGAUACCCAUGUUCAAGUACUGUAAGUAUUACCAUUACAAGACUAUAAUAAAUGAGUUAGUAAUAUUAAUUAAUAAGAAAAUUCUGAUUUGGUUGAUCAUUGACAGCAAUGACUCUAAUGUUUUGUAUAAUUAUAUUCAUUUGACAUUGAAUAUAAAUAGUCGAAGAGUGUAAAAGUUUAAACUGGGUUGCUAUAUCUGUUGGUGCUCGAUCAAGAGUAUAUUAGUAUUUUGUACUGCAGAUAGUCCCAUUAACCGGCCAUUGAGCACCAUGCAUAUAGCUGAUAAAAGUUGACAUUCAACAAACAGUUGAUUUAAACCACUGGCUCAGAGUCACUGUGCACUGCACAAAGUUUCAAAGUGACGGUGCUAUAAAUCAAUACAUUGUGUUUCCGAAAGAUCAUCUCAAAUGAAAAAAUCCACAGAUUGAGUAUGUCCGGACUAUUACUGUAGUAAUACCCACUUAGAGGGCCAGCUGAGUGCUCUUCCCUAAUCAGAAAAGUAAAAUUGUCAGGCCUUAAUUAGACAGAGUAAAAUAAUAAAGUGGGGUGUGCAAUGUGACUCAAUGGACUUAUAAGGCUCGUAACAAAUGUUGUAUCAAAAGUUUUGUGAUCGACCCAUAUAAGUACAUCAUUCUCAUAGUGUUGGUAUUUAAUAUUUUAUAGAUAAUUGGCAAUAUUCUCCUUAUUGUUUUCUAUGGUGCAUUGCUUAUGGUUGCAGCAAAAUUGAUUUCAGGUAUUCAAGAAGAGGAUCGAUUCACUGAUUUCAUUCCAGUUUUGUGGCAAGAUUUGUCCCAGAAUGAUACUGCUAGCUAGCUACAUAAGGCCUAAAAAAAACAACCUGUGGUUCCGAUUUCAUAUAUAACGUAUAUAACGUAUACUCAAAUUGUCUUCCAGUGUGAAGAAAAUAAUGUCAUUUCUGAGACCCUAGAUUUUGUUGGUAUCCAUUGGGAGGAUCAGCCCCUUUGCCCCUUGUACAGUUCAGCUUAUAAUGGUACUGGGUGCAGAUUGAGAAUGUUAUUUAAAGUACAAGAUGUACAGGACAAUUAGAAUAAGUGUAAUCCAGCUGAUUGCAUGUCCGAGACGUUUGAUUGAAAUCAUGGAAAUCAGUUUUCAACUGUCAAUAUACCUGACCCCUAUGAUCUCUGAUAAUGAAAAGUCACUAGGACAGACCCCAAAGUUAUUCAUAUACAAUGUAACUGCAUGUAAUGCACUAAUGUGCUGAUUGAGUCCGCAAACGUUCUGGGAAUGAGCUGGAAGCUUCGACCCUUCAUUCCACCAGAUUCUCUCCAAUUUCCCCAUGUGCAUGAAAUACUAACUGACUCCUUCAUUCAAUUGUAAACAUGCAAGUAUUGUUUGUGGUGAACUUAAAAGUCUUUUUUGUUUACUAGAUGGUGCUGAACUGUUGCUUGAUCUUGGAUUACCUCCAGGAAUCAUUGGUAAAGAAGAAUAUUUUGUAUAUAAUAUGACUGUUUAUGCAGUUUUACUCAAGGCCAUCGGAAUAAUUUCCAUUUGUAUAAGCAAAACACACAAAAGAACUAUUGAUUUACUUCCGACGGCCUUGUUACGUAAUGAUUGAGUCAGUUCAGAAUUAACCCAAUAAAAAAGUGGGUGCAUACUGUAUGGAAGUAAUUAUGCAGCUUGGGAGAUGUUUUAUAUCCUAAUAACACCUUUAAAUUAAGGCCAUUCAAGCCCCAUGUAUCUGACCACGCCCAUGAAACUGGGUAUCACCAGCAGCCAACAGUACAGAGUGUACUUUUUGAAUAGCUAGUUUUACAUCAUAUGGCUCAAAAGGCUGAUAUUGACAUUUAUAUAGUCAUUUAAUGCCAAUAUGCUAUUGUUUAGAUCCUUUAAAUCAAGUUUAAAACAGGCAGACUACAUCACUGGUGCACAAGACUUAACAAAUGAAACUGUUUGGCAUUAGACAGAGUAAAGGGCAAAUUGCGGCUUGAUGGGUUAGCAAGGCACAUUAAUGGCAGAUGGUUAAUGGACUAAUAUCUGGAGUUACAGUUAAGACAGAAUAAAAAAUAAUAGAGUCACUACAGGUGCAUUUAGGCACAUUGCACUAUUGCAGCUUAUUAUGGGUAUCUGGGAAUUCGCCUGGAUGGCUGCAUGUCAUAAGUUUAUGCUACAUAACGUUUUAACCAUUAAUAUUCACUGUGCACCAGCAGUAAAUCAGUCCAAUGCACAUACUACAGUAUACCUCUCUUAAUUACUCUAUACAAGCUGUCUUAUGCAAGACCACUUUGCUUUCUCUCUCUCUUUAAUUUAAUUAAUGUCUCCAUGAUCAGGUUACUUAAAUGGUCAUGAGAAUGCUUUCAAGCACUGAGAUAUUGGAUUAUACAGUACUGUAAGUUGAAAUAUUGUUAUUUUAUGUUAGGUGGUAUUGUUUUGCCUUUGCUUGGAGCAGUACCAGAUUCUGCUAUUAUCAUUGUUUCUGGAUUGAAACCAGAUGCACAACAACAGUUAUCUGUUGGUAUGGGGUAAGUGACCGACAAAUACUGUGCCUGCCUCGCCCCUUGAGUCCAAUAUACUAUAAUUACAGUAAAUAAAAUUUGUUGUUUUAGAACUCUUGCGGGCAGUACAAUCAUGUUAUUAACAAUUGCCUGGGGUGGCAGUUUGUUCCUGGGAAGAUGUGAUCUUGAUGAAAGCGGGGAAGCUAUUGAGGAGACUGGAGAAGGAAUUAACUGUAGGAAACAGGUAAUACAAUAAUAUAGUGGAUGGGUUUUUUGUUGAUUGAAUAUUAUAAAAUAAAGUUUGAUUGAAAAUUCAGUAACAUCAAGACAGGUAAUUUGUGGAAAAUAUUUUUAUAUAUAAUGUCCGUGAAAAUUUUUUUUAUCUGUCUGGAGGUUUACUGUUCCUAUAACCUGAGGGCUGGAGAAUAUACUGUACCUACAGUAUAGCCAUGCAAGUAUAAAACCUCCAGCCAGCCCUCAGUGACUCCAAUGCCGAGGAAGCCAUUCACAAGUGUUGCAUCAAUUCAUGUGGGAAAUUAGUAAUGAUGUUCGACUGGUUUUAACAUACGGAAUCAUGCCGAUUAUUUAUUGUGACUUGGAACACUCAGUAAUCAGUAAUUUCCGAUUGUUACAUGAUCAGACAUUAGUCACAUUAUCACCAACAAUCAACGUUGAUCCAUCGAGCCAUGCAAAUAAUAAUGCUUGGCAUUAUGGCUUGUCAUUGUAUGUGAUUAAUGUAUUAAUCUCAAAGUAUAUUUAUGUUUGUCCUUUAGGGAGUUAGUCUCCUUGAUUCUGUACAAAAAUCAGCAAUCAUCAUGCUCCUAACUUCACUACUAUAUCUGUAAGUUGCAAUUAGUAUUCGCUUCACGUGGCAGGGAUUCCAGGGAAGGAUGGUGUUAGUAUUGUUUGGUUUUUUCUUGGUGCCUUUCAAACCCAACAUGAAAAUUUGCAGUGCAGCUUUGAGGCAGAAAUGCACUCUUAUUAUAUUCGAAUCAUAGUCUAUCAAAAUAUGAUAGUCUUCAGAAGCCGGGCAUAUAUCAAAACCGCAAAAUAGAAGACCUUUGUUUUUGAUGUUGAACUGUACAGUACAUCGCCAUGCACAUAUCGUUUGUUUCUACUUCAUUAAAUAUUAUGAUUGUGGUAGCACGUUUCACUUUGGCUUGUUCCUAUUGGACAAUUUAGACUUCAUUAUACGAAAAUACAGUGAGCUCAAUCACCAUGCAGUUGUAUGGAGGGCCUGACUUACAACCAAACCCAGCUGGUAAAACGACUCUCCCCUUGGCUUAUUAAUGGCAAUAAUGGCGAAAUAGUCUGGUGUACCUGUACAUGUACUUACAGUAUAUUAUCACUUUCUUACAGCGUUGUUCAAAGUGCGGAUUGGCAUUGGGGUCCUAAGAAAAAUCCUGAGCACGGUGAUAAAACUCAACCAGAGUAUGUGAAAAAUUCUGCAUUGGCCACCCUUAUACUCUGUGCCAUAUCUUUUGUUGCCUACCUUGUCUUUUUGGUAAGUUCACUGAGUAUUAGUUACUGUAGAACGCCGCGUUGAACAUGUUACAGCAGCAAUCUGAGUUACAGGGCUCAUUUAUAUUUUAUGUGCCUGCGAGAAAAAUUCAUGAAUUCAAAAUGUGCUUAUCAUUAUUUUUGUGGGUUUUGAAGGCUAGAAGUGCCUGCGAGCAUAGACAAUCUACUAAUCCAGUAGACUAGAUUGGGUCUAUGAAGUACUCGUGCGCUGGGUUUUUUUUUAAGAUGUCUGCAGAGUUGGCUGAUCGCAAGGCCGGAUUUUGGUGGAAAUAAGUGGGGGAGGUGGGAAAAAAAUGAGGGGAGGUGCAGCGGUCUAGCUCACGACCCCCAUGGAAAGUUAGGGCUUAGAACGGGUCAAAGUCACAUAGUGUAUGUACAUAUGUAUCAAUGUAUUAAUGAAUUAUGGCAUUACAAUUACUACAAAGUUUCUUUCAAAACAUUGCAUUGAAAGGGUACUUGACACAGAGAGGAAUGAUUUUCCAGAAAAACGUUCUUACGAAAUGUAGACCCUAAGCAACCAAAAAUGUCAAAUUUUCACUUUGAUCUAUUAUUGAAACUUUCCCAGGUGAGGUGCAUGACCUUUCAGGGGAGGUGCAAAAAUUCUUAGGGGAGGUGCAAAUCGAUCUCAGGGGAAGGUUGCACCUCCCCACACCUCCCCUCGAAAUGUGACCAUGGCUGAUCGUGAGUCGAAUCCAGCGUUAUAUAUGGGAGGUACUGCAUAUAACUGAACAUUAUUUUGUUUGUGAUUGCAUAGUUGUACGACAACAAGACAGCUGAAUUAAGAGCAUUGAAACACCAACAAGAGGAGUAAGUUUGAUGGUAUUUUAUUAUGUGGACGAGCGCAAUGGACGACUUGCGCUUUAGACUAAAUUUUAAUCUAAGUAAGAACAACGAAAUAUAUCACCACAGCUAGAAAGAGCGUCUUGGAAUUAGUAAUAUUACAAAGUUUGGUUGCGAAAUGUUGUAAAAUACGGAAAAUAUACUGUAGCCCUUCAAAGUUGGCAAAUUUGUAUACAUUCCAUUUCUAUUACGUGCGGAAAUUGGUAACUAAUUUAGUUACCAAUUCACGCACGUAAUACAAAAGUAUUUGCCAACUUCGCAGGGCUAUAUUUUCCGUAUUUUACAACAUUUCGCAACCAAACUUUGCAGUUUUUCUAAUUUUGAUAACUUCUUUCCAAAAAUAUCCUUUGUUAUUCCCAGAUUAAAAAUUUUUCUAAAGCGCAAGUCGUCCAUUCACAGAAUCAGAUUCACAUAUUUCUUACGGAAACGUUUAAACCCUUUUAAGUUUUUUAUAUUUUACAAAUGAGUUAACAAGUGCACACUAUUAAAAACACAUCGGGGGCCUGUUCAUGAAUGUUCGUUUCCCCAAUUCUAGGAUUCGUCGCCGAGUCAUUCAUCGUUUCUAUGGCAUUGCAAAUCGGAACAUUUUUGGAGGCCCUCGUGACGCGACGGAUGGCGACGCAGGAGAAUCCGAAGAUCCAGAAGCUCAGAAGCAAGCUGCCAGUAAGUACUUGAUUGGCAUGGCGUGCAACGUGGCGGCCAAAUAAAUUACUUGACCUUCGCAGGAAAUUUUCUUGGCAUCUUAUGUACCAGAAUGCCAUUAUUUAAAAAUUCCAAAAGCAUUUUGCAAGUCGAGAUUGAAGCUGAGAUUGAAAUUGAUGACAUACUUAAUGUGCGGCAUCAUAUGUUCUCUGAAAUACACAUAUGCAGGAAGUUUUAUACUUGCACGAGAAUUUUUUAUCUGCAUGCGCGUAGCGCUAGAUACUAUGUUGUCGAGUUGUGUAGGUGGACUAAUUAGGGUUGUACGCCUGCGAACAGGCAGUAAAACAAAUAUGGCGGCUUUCUCGUAGUUACAUGUACGCCAAGCGUACCUAUUUUUCUGUUUGGAUUUUGCUGUCAGGAAGAGAAAUAUAGUUUUUCUAGGUCUGCUCUGUACUAUAGUUGCGUGUCUUUCAUUUAGUUGGACUACAGAAGAAAUACUUCAAAACCUGGCAGGUUGGCAAAGACAUCAAGCCAAAAGAACCAUCAGAAAAAGAUCCUAUCAUUAACAAAGAAGCUGAAAACGAACUUGAAGAGGUAUCGCAUCUUUAUGUUGUUACAUUUUUGUUGUAGAGAAUUUACUUUGAAUUGAUUACAGAGCUCAAAAUAAAGACCGCUCAUGACCGAUCACAUUUUGGCUCUGGGAACGAGAUUGACUUUUGAGAUGUUGUGGAUCCUUUAAAUAUUAUGUCAAUUUGAAAUUAAGGAUUUUGUGGAUAUUGAACUUUUCGUGUAUGAAUCUUGCUGGUGUAUCACCUAGAUAAUAUCUAAAUAUCUACUAGACUUAGCUAUAAAACGUGCUUUAUAUGUAAUUAAUGUACGGAUGGUACGUUUUAGCAACCCUGCCGUGUUAUUCACUUAGGUGGUCUAGCAAUGUGAAGCACUGUUGAAGUAGUUUAGUUGAUGAUCUGGAUUUUCUAUCAUUCUUUAGGCUGCCGAACAAGAGGAGAACAAAGUACUUACUGCAGUCAAAUGUUCCUUUAUGUUAGCUGGUGGUGUUGCCAUGGUAAGUAUAGACUCAGACUACCAUUAACCAGGCUGAUAUGUUAUUGUAGGCAUCGCGACUUUAGAUUCGGUGUGUGAGAUUGUUAGUCUGUUAGUUUGUUCAGAAUCAUAAGCCUUUGUUGUUCAGGACUGCAAAAAAAUAUUUUAUUUUCUGGGACCAAGCCAACGAAAACAUUUUCUGCAAGUAAACGACAGUAAAUCUUAUCGCAACUAAAUAAAAUUCAGUGUAUUCUGUAGACAAAUUCUAGACCGAUUUCGGUCUUGAAACUGGACCUUAUUCCAACAUUGGCUACGGAAUAAAUACUCUCUUAUGUUAUAAAUUAGCCUUCUCAUCUCUCCCUUGUGUAUUUUUGUCUUUAUAAUCUACAGUAUACUGUAGUAAACUCAGUAAUAUUGUCACUAAAAUUAGUAUAAUACAGUAAUUAAUACUACUGCAGUAUAAUUAUUUCCUUUAAGACAUUUUACGGUUUUGCCUUCCACAUUUUUUUUCAGCCAAUCUCAAACAUUUUCUGGGACCAAUUGUCCCAUGGUCCGCUACAUUUAUUUUGCAGCCCUGUUGUGGUUAUGCAAAAAUAAUAUGUCUUCGCGCAUGUCGCCAACUCAACUUUUGCGCGUGCUCGAAGCAGGCCUCGAAUUUCCCUGAAAUCAAACAACGGCAAUGGCAUUAAAAAUUGCCGUAGAACGUAACAGCUGUCUACGGCAAUUUUGGCAGUUUCCACGGCAUUUUUUCAAAUUAUUGUAACAAAAAUUUAAUUUUAUUGUUAAUAUAGUAAUUUAGUGAAUAGUAUAAAAAUUAUACUAUACGGCAAAAAAUUGCCGUCGUUUCCGCAAUGAUCCAUGGCAUUUUGUACUCCCUCUACGGCAAUUGCCGCGAUAAAAUUCGAGCCCUGGCUCGAAGGCACCGCACUGUACUACUAUGUAUACGUAAUUGUAUACGUAACUGUAUCUCCGGUUUUUCCGUAGGUGACGAUAUUCUCCGAUCCCAUGUGUGAUGUUUUGAGCGGUAUUACGGAUCCAGCGAAUGCCAAGAGUGGCGGCAGCUACAUCGCUAUUAGUCGUAAGUUUUAAACAUUCUAUGAAUUAGCUGGAAGGUUUACAAUAUAUAGACUCCCUGGUCGAACGAAGAUGAACGAGCAACUAUCGCUCGCGUUUGAACGCAAACUUUCGCCGACUCUGUUUGCUGUCUUCAAUCUUGAGCUGGUUCAAAUUUUAAUGAGAUUUGAUGAAACUUUUUGCUACGAGCAGUAAUAUCUAGUCAGAGCAAGUGCCUUUCACCUGUGAGAUUCUCUCGCUGCCCGCUCAUGUCAAAAGAAUCGGUCAAUGCUCAAAAGUCGUGGGUUUUCUUUUGGACGCUCUGGUUUCCUCCCACAGGGAAUGUUCAUAGGGUGGGUUGAGAUAAACACAGUUAAGAAAGUAAUAUCACAAUUGUUGUAAAAAGAUAAAAUAGUCUAGGUUAAGCAUGUAACAGGGUGCGAUAAUUCAAUAUUUUUAGCCGUACUGACUGGUACUCCAACAGUUUUUGCCGAGUACUUGAGCUGGUACGAACUUAAAAGUCAAGGUGUACCUACAGCAAGGCUACUUCCGAGUUUUGCGUUUUACACAUACGUAUAUAAUGCACGGUCAUUGACGGAAAAAAUUAAACCUUUCUGAAUUUUAUAUAUUUAUUCAAACACUCAUUAAUAAUUCAUAAGCUUAUUGGCAAAUCAUGUCGACUAUAAUAUGUCACGUGCAGUGGCUUUAAACCUGAUAAAACACUCCUAAUUAGUAUUCUUUAUAUAAAGAAUACUAAUAAGGCAGUAUCUAUUGUUGUCGUGUCCUCAUUAGUAUUUUUUAUAUAAAGAAUACUAAUAAGGCGGUAUAUCUAUUGAAUUUGUAUAGUCGUGUUUGAAGCCGUUUAAUAAACUCGCAGGUCGUGUUUUAUUAGGUCUAAAGCCACUCGCGCAGCGCGCUCGUGUCUUUAAACCUAAUAAAACACUCCUGCUCGUUUAUUAAACAGUACAUAAACACUUAUAACAAAGUUAUAACAACUUGUUUAAUCCCAAAAUAUGUCGGAUGUGUGGGAUUUACAUUGUACAGCUAAAGUUAUUGACGGUUUUGAAUACCUUGGAAGGUUUGCUAGUUAUUGCUAGAAGGGAAAUGUAAGUACGCGAAUAGCAAAUUCUCGUGUACCUACGUGGUACUCGGCUAAAAACAAAGAAGUAUCAGACCGUAAUUUUGGCGCACCUCUGGUACGUUGGUACGCAAAUUAUCGCACCCUGAAUGUAAUUAUAUGUGUAAGCGUAAUAAUUAGCUAUUCCGAAGUUGAUGAGAGGACUGGGGACGAGUGUUAAAAAUUGCCCAAAUUAACAAAUGAACCAAAUCACUAAAAAGACUACCUCAAAAUUAGUAAGUAUGCAAAGUUUGAAGAUGUUUACAUGAAUACCCUUCGAAAAAUAAGCUUUCGAAAAUAGUGAAAUUACUGAUUAAAAGAUUGUUUUUGGGACACGCGUCCCAAAAACUGAAAAAUUACCGUACAUUUCAUAGUAAAUAUCGCGAUUUUCGAAAGCUUAUUAUUCGAAGGGUAUUCAUGUAAACGUCUUCAAACUUUGCAUACUUACUAAUUUUGAGGUGGUCUUUUCAGUGAUUUGGUUCAUUUAUUAAUUCGGGCAAUUUUUAACAUUCGUCCCCAGUCCUCUCAUCAACUUCGGAAUGGCUAAUUGUGUAAAGCACAUUUGAUCAUGUACGCACAUGUAAAUUUACGCUAUAGCAGUGUUAAAUCUUAAAAUUGAAAUAUCCCAAACUCGUGUCUUUGGGAAAUUUGAUCAACUCUCCUAUACAGCACGAAUUUUUACCCUCUUCCAGCGUUCUACGUGUCCUUUGUUGUUACACCGAUAUGCUCGAAUGCCUCGGAGCUUGUCUCGUCUCUUCUCUUUGCCGCUAAGAAGAAGAAGGAAAACGUCUCCAUGACAUUCUCUCAGGUGAGAAAUUUUAUUGCUGGAAACUCGCAGUUGUUGUACUCUAGUUCUAUUUCCACUGAACCGUUUGCUUAGCAUUACACACGAUGACAAUGAUUAAUAACUCCAAAAUAGUUUUUGUGUGUGUUGUGUUAUGUACUCAAGAGAAUAUAUGUUUGUGGUGUUACUCUGAGUUUGCCUGACCACGGUGGGAAUCGAACCCGCGACCUUUGGGAUACUAGUCCAAUCAAUGCUCUACCAACUGAGCUACAGGUGCGAGGUCAAGUCAGUUCGAGUUGGUGAUAUUUCGGAACUGAGUCUAGUUUCUUCUAUAUCAAUGUACCUGUAUUGAUAUGAUAGUUUUUGUGUGUGUGUCGUGUACUCAGGUGAAUAUGAUGUUUGUGGUGUUAUUUUGAGUGUGCAAAAUAAAAUAAUUUUGUUUUUAGUUGUACGGAGCAGCCACGAUGAACAACACUCUGUGUUUGGGCAUUUUCUGUGCACUGGUCUACUUUAAGAACCUGGAGUGGUAUUAUUCUGCAGGUGGGCUAUACUUUCAGUACUCGAUGAAUAUUAUUUGCCUUAACAAUUAUUGAAUGAAGUUGAGCGUGCUAUUGAAGAAUGGGGUUGAUAACACAAGCUGAGGGCUUCAUAAUUCUUCAUAUCUUGCGAAAACAGAAUUCAUUAAUUGUUUAUUAACAUUAUGACAUCACUCCGUUGGAUAUGAUUUUUCAUAUCAACGUUAUGAUGUCACUUCGUUGAACAUCAUGUUAAAACUCCAUAUUUGGUCUAAACUCCAUAUUUGGACAGCUGUUGUGUUGAUAUGACUAUUUCAUAGUUGGCUGUUAGCCAAUCAGAGACCAUGAACCUUUUUAAAAAAUACAUAUUGAUCGCAAUAUGAAUAUGAUCAAUUUCUUCAUUGCAGAGGUGACGGUGAUCUUGCUUGUGGAAUGGUUUGUGUUUAUCAUGGGUUACCCAUUGACCUAUAAGGUAUUUAUUAAACAUACGUUUUAGAUUUUAACUUUGUAGAUAGUUUUUAGAUCAAUUAUAGAUACUGUAACUAUGAACAUUACAUAUAGAUUUUAGACUACAUAUAACUAUUAUAUAAAUUUUAAAAAGUGCGACUAACCAUUAGGUAUGUGUAAUAGUUGGGUCAUUCGAAGAAGAAAUGUAAUAUAUCUUUAUAAUAAAAAAUCCCAUCUUGAUCGACUUGUUCACUGUCAAAGUUUCCGGAUAUGAUAUCAUUAGAGGAAUUGCAAAUUAAUUUUCCUUUGUUUUUUUGUACCACAAAAAUUCACCUAACGACAUCAUACCUAAAACUUUGACAAUGAAAAAUUUGAUCAAGAUGAGGUUUUUUACAUAUAAAGAUACAUUACAUUUCUUCUCAGAAUGACCCAAAUAUUACACAUACCGAAAAUUAUAUUUGAGAUUAGUCGCACUUUAAGACUCGUUUAUAGGAUAGAUUUCUUCAAAAUUAAUAAUAUACAGUUCUUAUUAUAUUAUCUUUAUGUCAUUUUGAUAUUUACCUCCGCCAGGAGGUUAUGUAAUCAUCUGGGUUUGUAUGUGUGUGUGUGUGUAUGUGUGUGUGUAUGUGUGUGUGUAUGUGUGUGUGUGUGUAUGUGUGUGUGUUUGUCUGUGAGCACGAUAACUCAAGAAAUACCAAACAUAUCCGUACGAAAUUUUUUGAAUGCAUUUCCCAUCGGCUAAGGAAGAACUGAUUAAAAUUUGGUUGAAUUUGGUUAAAAAUUGAACGAGAAAUGAACAAAAUUUUGUCUUGCUUUUUCCGGUCAAUUAACAAAAAAUAUUACUGAAUGCGUAAUUAGGACAUGUAUAAUUUAUGCACUCAGUGCUAAGACAAUAAUGAGAUGAUAAACCUCAUUAAGCUUCGGCCUUCAUUAUCUAUUGUCUUAGUUGCAUUUCACGCGAUCGAAAUUCAAUGUCUAAAACAAGGCUUACGGAGUUACGCAUUAUUACGUUCAGCAAAGUGCCAGUCCAUUCAAAUUCUAACAACAUUAGAUUACUUCAAUACAGGGUGUAUAAAAGGAACGCAACCUCGGAAUUUCCCAAGAAAUCGACAUUGUUUUAAAGACAAAAGAUUUUAGCUGCCUGGGAAUUUAAAAUAGCACAACUGUGAAAAUUACUGCACGCGCGAGUGCAUAAAGCAAAAUUUGUGCAUUUAUUUAAUGACACUUAAAAAGUUUUUAUUUUACAAGUACUGUACAGUAGAGUACAACAACAGUAAUAUGUUCUAUUAGCAAUUCGAUUUCAAUUCGCGGGGGCCUGAAAUCUUUUAUGCUUAAGAAUUAUAAAGUGGAUUUCUUAGGAAAUUCCAAGGUUGCGUUUCACUUCCGAGUAACGGGCGGAGGUAUGCAGUCUCUGAGUGCCCUCUAGUUUUAUAUAUGUUUUGUUUCCCCUUUAGUUAUGGAAACUCGUUCCAGUCGCAUUCUGCUACAUAUUUUCCAUUAUCCUGGUCGCCAUCUUGGAAAGCAGUGCAAUUGGAUGGAAAUAAACCAUCACUUGUGUAGAUUUUUACAAUUGGAACGGUAACUAUAGUGAUCGAUUUUAGUUCACAACAUGCAAUAACAUCAACAACAAUAACAACAACAAUAAUAAUUUAUUUGUACCUUAAUACAAUAAUUUACAUGGUAUAAUUACAAUUAUUAAAAUAAUAUAAAUGAUAGGCAGAGGCUUCGAGAAAUAACCUUAAGAGGCUAAAAAUGCUACGGAGCCCACUUUGCAGAAUUUUGAUAUUCCGAUAAUUUUAAGGUCGAAGACUCUAUGUAUCAAGGUGCAAACACAUGCAUAGGGGUAACAUUCAAAUCACAACCUAUAACAAGAACGGUUUGAAUACAACAAAACACACACAGAGUGCAGCACACCGAUCUACUGUACAUUAUCAUGCAAUUUUUAAAGGUUAAAGCAAUCGCGAGCAUAUAGUAUACCACCAUGCAGUAACUUCUAAAGUAUACUAUUAACCGCAAACAUUUUUUUGUGUGUAUAAAUGUAAUAUUUUAGUCAUUGAUGUCAUCAGAUGAAUUGCAAAUUUUUAAUAAUUUUCCGCGGUUUUCUGAUGACAUACAUAACAUAACAUAACAUAACAUAAAUUUAUUCUUAUAGGCCACAUAUGAGAGUUGAGAGGUUAAACUUACAUAUAACAACUUUCAAAGGAAAAUUCUAACAUAAAUAUAGCACUACAGUAGUUCCUACAAUUUUAGUAAUAAAUAUAAUAUUUAUAUAUAUAUAUACAUAUUAAAUAGUUAAGUGUUGUUUCAAAUGGUUUUUGAACUUAGGUGUUGUUUCAAACGGUUUCUUUAAUAUUUAAGUGUUGUUUCAAACAGUUUUUAAACACAUUAAUGCUAUCGGAUUCUACGAUACUACUUGGUAAAUUGUUCCAAAGUCGUAUAAUUCUAACAAAGAAAGAUAUUGUAAUGUCUAUUUCAUACCCAUUUACAGAUUCUUUUGACAGACCCUGAUCCUGCCAAGGGUUAGGCCACUACAAGUUAAUCUUUAGUUUCUGGUCCACCGCCCGCGUCCUUUGUCCGUAAAGUAUUAUUUCAGGACUAUUUUGUUAUUUACAAUUAAUUUCUAGUUCUUGAAAAUUUUAGUGAAGGAUUUAACUUAUAGAACGAUAAAUAUUCAAUUUACACUAAAAAGACCUAUAGCACAAUGUAGUAUUGAAUGGUAAAAACCGCUGUCUUAUCGUUAUUACGAGGUAAAAAAAACUAGAAAUAUUAAUAGAUCAUUUUGAUAUGUAAAAUCCUUUAUAAUCUGUCAUACAUGUCGAUUUAUAAAUAAUAUAAAUGCAAUUUAUGUAAAAUUUCAUAACAUUUUGAUACAACUGGCAUGAAAAGGGACAAGAAAGACCACAAAAAUGUGGGCAAAGCCACAAUUGUAAUGUGUCCUAUAGUCCUAACCACCCGCCUGCCCGCGUCGUAAACGAAGGUAAGGCCGGACCAGAAACUAAAGAUUAACUUGUAGUGCAUGGCCUUAUGCAUACGGAAAAAAAAUGUUACUUAUGAUUGGCUCUUGAAUGAAUUACAGUUCUUCUUAUGAUUUGCCCAGCAUAAUUAUUGAAAUAGAGCCAUGCACAAAUAUAUGUAAAAGUGACGUAACUCGGUCUCAGGACACCUUCGCUGAGUAACAGUAAAAUUACACAUAAAGCGAGGAAAUGUGUGUAGGGGGAAUUAGAUCGGAAUGUCUGUGGUAUGAACAGUAAUCAGUAUAUACAAUUGCAUAGUUCAGUACCCUGAAUUGAUCUUCGGUGAAAAAUAAUGUAAUUUUAUCUUUUAUUUUUUUUUUUAGAUUUUGUCCUCGAUGAACUACAGCACUUAAGUUUUUUAUUAAUGUUUUUGAAUGUGAUCCACGAAGAUUUGUGAGGAAAAGAAGUUGGCCUGAUACUCGGGUUGCAAGCCGUGUGAGCCAUAAUGCACUGAUCAGACCAGACAAUGAAACUGAUCUUUUAUUCCAAUAUAGGCCUAUAUGUAAUAUCGCCCAUACAUUUUAUACAAACAGUCCCCACUACGAUCUUUCUAUAACGUGAAUUUAUUUGGAAUUUGGCGUACUAAGCUCAAUAUAUGCCAUGAAGAAUUUAAAGACCAUGUCAAGUCCGUUCUGCGCAUCAGUUCUGCUCAUAACAAAGGGAGAUCCACAGAUAUAAACAUUGCCCAAAUUUUGCAUCUUUCGAACUUUUUUGAAUUGAAACGUACUCUAGUUUAUAUUCAAAAGCGGACCAGAAAAGUGUUCGAUAUUCAUGCAGUUAGUAUGUCUUAUUUUACAAAUAUAGCAGUUCAAAAUGUAAACAAAGGAUUUGUUUACAUUACGGACUUGACAUGGUCUUUAAGCUUAAUUUAUCUUUGUAAUCUUUUUAUCGAAGACCAUUUAUACCAUACUGUUGUGUAAAUUCGAAGAAUAUACUAAUGUUUUUGUGUCUACUGUA